Messenger RNA from Argiope bruennichi, 4011 nucleotides. RefSeq names its product alanine--glyoxylate aminotransferase-like (gene Agxt). Gene Ontology annotation, cellular component: peroxisome. Lineage: Eukaryota; Metazoa; Arthropoda; Arachnida; Araneae; Araneidae. The record is from RefSeq and is a predicted model, not a curated record. Bases 208 to 1494 code for a protein of 428 amino acids. Gene Ontology annotation, molecular function: L-alanine:glyoxylate transaminase activity; L-serine:pyruvate transaminase activity. The transcript has 12 exons.
AUAAUUACAUUUGAAAAUUUUAUCCAUUCUUGCGAAACUGACAUGUGAGCUUUUGUUUACUCAGCUGAUAUGUGUCUCCCAGCUGAUAUCAACUAGAUUUCUACUGACGCCUUUCAAAAUAUGCGUGUCUAUUUUCUAAGUUUUUCUGUCACUUGUUUUCCUGCAGAAUUGAGACAAAUAAUUUUGGAUUGAUAUUUUACAAGAAUUAUGGCUAAUAAUAACUCAUAUAUUGAAUGUCCUGUUAAACCACCAACAUCUCUUCAAAGAUCCCUUUUUGUUCCAAAUAAAUUAUUAGUGGGACCUGGUCCUUCAAAUUGUCCUCCAAAGGUAUUAAAUGCAGCUUCUAGGCAGAUGCUUGGACAUUUAGAUGAAGACUUUUUAAAAAUAAUGGAUGAUGUGAAAAUUGGAAUACAAUAUGCUUUCCAAACUAAAAACAGAAUGACAUUUGCUGUUAGUGGAACUGGACAUUGUGCAAUGGAAACAGCAAUCUGUAACAUUCUUGAGCCUGGAGAAAAAUUUUUAGUCACCUCACCUGGGAUUUGGGGAAAUAGAGCACUGGAAAUAGGAUCCCGGAUUGGAGCAAAAUGUUAUCAGAUGAAUAUUUCCAGUGAAGAUGUUGUACAAUUAAGUGAUUUGAAAAAGGCUAUUGAAACUUUCAAACCGCACGUAGUAUUUAUCUGCCAUGGUGACAGCAGUACUGGCACUCUUCAACCACUUCCAGAUAUUACUAGCUUUCUGAAAGGAUUGAAUUGCAUUAUCAUUGUUGAUAGCGUUGCAUCAUUAGGAGCUGCUCCCCUCUUCAUGGAUAAAUGGGAUAUUGACAUUUUGUACAGUGGCUCUCAGAAGAUUUUAAAUGCCCCACCUGGACUGUCACCCAUCAGUUUCAGUCCAAAAGCUGUGAAAAAAUUGAAAUCAAGGAAAAUUCCUGUGACUUCAUUUUAUAUGGAUGCUCUAUUGAUUGGAAAUUACUGGGGAUGCGAUGAUGAACCUCGCAAAUAUCAUCAUACAGCUCCUAUAAAUUUGGUCUAUGCUCUUAGAGAAGCCCUUGCAAUUUUAGCAGCAGAAACAUUGGAAAAAUGUUGGGAAAGGCACAAGACUUGUGCUAAAAAACUUUGGAAAAAUCUAGAAGACAUGGACUUGGUUUUAUAUGUACCAAAAGAAGUUCAUCGUUUGCCUUCAGUUACAACUGUGAAUAUACCAAUCAAUUGUAAUGGCACAGCGCUACCAUUAUGCUUAAGGAAAAGCUCCACCUGCCUGAGAAGCUGUCUAGUCUGCUUAAUCGAAAAUCCGCCAACAUUGUACAUAAUCAACAUUAAUGAAACGCUUAAAACGAACAAGUUUGCUAUUGAUAUAGCAGGAGGCUUAGGUCAAACAGCUGGCAAAGUCUGGCGUAUUGGUUUGAUGGGAUGCAACUGCAGUGCAGAAAAUGUUUCAAAAGUUACAGAUGCUUUACGAGAAUGUCUGGAUGGAAAUUUCGUUAAAAGUUCAUUGUAAUAAUACAUUUCAAACUAAAUUCACUAUAAAAUAACAAAAUUAAAUGAAAGAUACUUGACUUUUUAACUUUCCCAAUGUUAAUUUUAGGUAUGAAUUCUCUAAUGAGUAAAUUUUUAAAAAAGUUAUACUAAACAUCUAAUUGAUAUCUGCUAUCAAAUUAUUUGUGUAUUUGCUAUUAAAAUUUUACUUUCAAACUAUUUAAACCGAAAUCUUUCAAGAAUUUGUUAUUCGGUUUGCUGGGGAUAAUAUCACGUUUUCUUCAAGUUACUGUAGAAAAGCAAAGUGAUUCUUAGAAUGACAAGAAAAUUACAAUGCUAUCAUAUCUUUCACAGUGCAGCAUGAAAGUAUUUGAAGUCCCUUGUACAUUAAUGAAUCACACUAGUUGCGACACCGAAUCUUCAUAAGAAGACUCGAGGCUUUUAUUUCCUGAUCAUUUGUACUCAUGAUACAGUGUUUUCAAUUUAUUAAUGAACGGUAUUGCUGCAUAUUUUAAAAAUUGAAAACGCCAGAAUGGCUGCUGAUUUGUAGGGACAGAUGUGUUAGAGAUUGUCAACCGAAAAUUCUGUAGGAACUUUACAAUUAAUAUAUCUUUUGUCUAGAAAUUGCAAUUCGAUAAUAUAGGGAUGGUCCAGAGGAUAUUUGUACGGUUUGCAGAGGAUUUUAAAAGAUUUAAAAAAUAAACAAAAUGAAUAAAUUAUUUUCUAAUAAAAGCUGAUAAGACGUUUUUUUAGAUUAUUUUUUAAUUUAUUUUCAGGAUAGUAUAGUACUGUGCAAUUUAAUUGGGGCAAACUCCAUUUUUUAUAAUUUUUUUCAUUUCGCGGGAAUUUUCUGCCUCAAACCGGUUUUAUCUGCAUUUUCUUACAAAAAAGGGUUUUUCUUUACUAGUCUAAACUGGUUUGACCAUGUGAUCAUCACACGUAGAGCAUUUUGCCAUCAGUUGUGUUUCAGUAGCAGCAGGAGGUUGAUUGUGUCUUGUUCUAAUGCAUAUGAAAAAUGUAUAUAUCACUCCAGAAAAAGGACUAGAAUUGGUAUCCUCAGUCAACACACUUCAAUAACAGUGAGGGAUAUUGCUGCAGCAGCUGGAGUUUGAAAAUUGAGUGUUUCAAGGAUUAUUAAUCAGCAAAUUAAGUUUGGGACAGUUUCUCCAAAACGAACGAAUAAAUGUGGAUACAAACGCAAUACAACACUUCAGACAGACAAAUUUCCUGUAAAAAUUAGUAAAAUGCACCCUUGCAAAACAAGUACAGAUCAGAUUAGAGAAUUAUUAGCUACUGGUGUGAGCAGUGAUUCACCAACAAUAUGACGAAGUUUUAUUGAAGCAGACGGAUGGAUAGGAAACCAGUAAAAAAAAAAAAAAAGUUGUUAACACCUGCAAUGAAGAGAAAACUUUUGUAUUGGGCCAGGAAAUAUCAAUCUUGGAUUGCACAAGACUGGAAUAAGGUUGUAUUCAGCGACAAAACAUUUUUUUGUGCAAGGGGUUCAUUCAAAAUUUGUCAGACGAAGUGCUGGAAAAAACCCAUCUGAGAACAACAUCUUAAUCAAAAAGUUAAGCACCCUCAGAAGCAGAUAUUCUGGGGUCAUUUUACAACUGUAGGAUCUGGUAGCUUAGUACCAGUUGAAGGGACAAUGAACUCUAAAAAAUACAUUUCAAUACUAGAAGAGAAAAGUGUGCCUCUGAUGCAAAUGUUUGCUGAUGGUGUUGGUGUCUUUCAACAAGAUCUUGCUCCAAACUGUCAUUCAAAGGUGGUAAAGAAUUUUUUUCAAGAAAAGGUAUUAACAGUUUUGGAUUGGCCUGGUAAUUCCCCAGAUGUAAAUCUCAGCAAAAAUUUCUGGAGCAUUGUGAAGAAACAUGAGAGUAAAAUGGAUUGUUCAGUUAAGAGAAAUAUGAUUGAGAAUAUCAUAAAAGUUUAGUUUCAUUUUGAUGACAUCAAAAACGUAUGUUAUAAAUUAGUAAAAUCCAUGUUAAAACGUGUACAGUAUCUCAUUAAAGCUACAGGAGGGCAUAUUUGCUACUAGAUUGCUAUACCAUGCAUGUAAAUGAACCUAUACUAAUUAAACAACAAAGGUGAAACUUUUUGUGUUUGUCCCAAUUAAAUUGCACAGUACUGUAGGUAUUUUCUAUAAAAUAACAAACGGAAGUGUAUUCUUUAUAGUCUAAUUGAGGUCGAAGAAUUUGAAAGUUGCGGCAAGACCAUUUUCUCAGUUAUAAAGACAUUUUGCCUUUUGUGUCAGUUAAUAUCCCGUCAUUCAAAAGAAGUAAAGCAAAAAAUAAAGUAUAUAAAUAUACUUCACACUUACUCGAAUAUAAACACGAUGCCAAAUUCUGGUUUAUUUGUAUAGAGCCAUUUAAGAUACUGUCCGUUUUCAAAAAAGAAAACCUUCUGAUCUUUUCACGCAGUCGACUUUGAUUCCACCACAAUAGGAGUGGCAUGAAAGAUAAUAAAAGAAAGGCCCUUUUUUUAAAAAAAUCAAGCAAUGUAUUGAACCAUUACACAAGUUUAGAUUUAAAGCGCAUAU